GCCAGGAAGGAGGCGCCGGCCGAGGAGGGCUGCGGCUGGGGCAGCUCCGGCCCUGCCGUGCGCUCCGGGAGCGGCCGCGCCCGCUGGGGCGGGAGAUGCCCGGCGGAGGGAGGCGCGCAGCAGCCGCCGCCUUCGCCCGCGGAUGCCCCGGGCAGCCCCUGGGAGCAGCAGCUGCCGCCGCGCCAGGGAGCAGCCGGGAGCGGCGCGCCUGCAACGCAGCCGUCUGGCCGGCCCGAGGGCUCGCUCGGCCCGCCCCCCACGUCAGGGAUGCCGCGGCCGGGCCGGCCCCUGGAGCUGUGGCCCGGCUGCGCCUCCUGAAGGCCUGACUCGCCGCGGGGAGGCUUCGGCGCCGGCAUGGGCACCAAGCAGACCAAGGGAUGCGCUGCGGCGCCCGGCACCGGCGGCAGCCCGCCGGCCGCGCUGGGCAGCGGCUCCCGCCGGAAGGCGCCCUCCUCCCGGGAGCGCGGAGACUUCCUGGCCUCCCUCGUGGUGAGGUCGAGCGAAAAGUUUGGCAAGGGGGGCGGCCUCCCGCCCUACCACCGCCGCAUCGGCAUGAUCCAGGACAUGCUGCGCCUGGUCAAGCAAGGCAGGCAGGAGGAAGCCACCGACCUGCUCAAGCACCUGCGGCAGGAUUUGGGAAUGGAAUCCACUUCGCUGGAUGAUGUCUUGUACCGCUAUGCCAGCUUCAGGAACCUGGUAGAUCCCAUCACACAUGACCUAAUCAUCAGCCUCGCCAGAUACAUACACUGCCCCAAAACGGAGGGGGAUUCCCUUGGGGCCAUGGAGAAGCUCUGCAGGCAGCUGACCUACCACCUGAGCCCCCACUCGCAAUGGCGCCGCCAGGGCAUUGUGAAGAGGAAGCCACAGGCCUGCUUGAAAGCAAUCCUGGUGGGGAAUCCACGGGACAACACGGUGGACCUGUCUGGUAUCCCUCUGACUUUGAAGGAAUUGGACCGGAUCAUCUCCUACUUGCAGCAUAGUGCAGAGCACAUUGAGAACGUGGAACUCUGCUUCACCGAGUUGACAGACGAGAUGUUUCUCCAGCUCCUGCCGGUACUCAGUGGCCUCCCUCACCUCAUGACUCUGUCCCUCAAUGGCAACCGGCUCACAAAGGCCGUCCUCCGGGACCUGACAGAAGCCCUGAAAGACCCCAAAAACUUCCCCAGCAUGACUUGGAUUGACCUGGGAAAUAACGUGGACAUUUUCUCUUUGCCACAACCUUUCCUAGUCAGCCUUAAGAAACGGUGCCCCAAGCAAGGCAACCUGCCGACAAUUCUUGAGUUCGGCGAGGGCCAGGUAAGUGACUUGGAAAGCCAAGAGGCCCUGGUGGAGAACCAAGAUUAUCCAUGCUCAGAGGAUGAGGACAGAAACGAUGGUGCAGACAAUGCGAGGCCCAGACAGGUACGGACAUGUGAGGUGAUUGAGGUUAGGCUGCUGCCGAGCGAGUCCCCUGCUCAAGAGGAGACCGGUCCUGUAACAGUACAGACAUGAAGUGCCAUCGCCUCUCGUUGGACCAAGAUUGCUCCAAAUAGAUACCUCAACUGCGAAAUGUUCUUAGCCAGACUUGUCUAUGCUUAAAAGGCUACAGUUGUAAUAAUCCGUUUAAUUGUAGAGGACCAAAAGUCAGGACCAAAUUUGCAUACCAAACCCUACUGGCACUCUUUGAAUUGCAAGUGGGGAAGGCCACGCUUUUUGAUUGGUUAACACCCAAAGUCUUGUCACCGAGGCAAAUGCAAUCAACGUCUCCAUGACUGUUGCCUCACGGGUCCCAGAAAACUAGAGACGACAAAUUGAAGAGAUGCUUUUUAAAUCCCUCUAGUUUCACUGGGAGAGUGAAUCCGUGGGAUUUAAAAAGGCUAACCUUCUGCAGGAGCAUAUCUCUUCUGUUCAAAGGGUAGCUCCCGCACGAUCCUUGUAGAUUUUGUGGGAAUAAAGGCGAACAAUCCAAUAGCCAUGGGUGGCAAUUCCAGAUGCCUGUUGCAAUUCUUUUACAUGCAACAGCAGCAGUCUUUCGUGCCAUCUUGUGAUAAACCCCUGGCCAGCUGCUGCUUUCUAUUCUUUGGAUUUCCCACCACUGUGACAAGAGAAGAGAGGCUGCGGAGGGGAGUGUAUAUCCUAAACUCAGCUCUGGGCUCUCAGUUCUCACUAGCCUUAGAGGUACCUCCUUCCUUCUGAGUGUGGAAGGGAGCUGCUGCCAUCCGGGUCUCGUGGUAUUUUGAUCCCCCUGUGGAACAAACAUUGGAUUCUGUCGGAGGUCGUAGUAGGUCAUCUGCCUGUAUUGGUUCUCCGUGUGCGUUCAGUGUUGUAGUUUUUGUAACCGAAAGUGCUUUCUCCCCACCCUCCCUCCAAAAUCUUUGAAAAGAGCUGCUUUUUCUAAAGGAAGCAAGACCACUGAUUUCCCUCCCCCCCAAAUAGGGUCAGGCAUCUGUCUCACCAAGUGCCAGAUGUAAGUGGGGGGAGCCUUUGUGGGCAGAUCGUUCUUUCAAUAGUAAAGGACCAAAGCGGUUUCCUGGCUCCUUCGGUUUUCGAAACCAACACCCAUUGCAACAUGCUGGAGCGCUUGCUGACUUAUACAAGUCCCCACCCUCCCCCAGGCACAAACGCAACCCACAUCUUCAAUCUGCUGGUGUUGCCGUCUGUGGUGUCUGCGCGUCCUUUUCAAAGGGCCAACCAACCUGCCUUUGGUAGGAAUUGGCUGCUCCAGAUUCUGUCUUGAUUUGCAUGUAGCUGAAAUUGUUCUCUUUUUUUUAAAUAUAAGCUUUAUCAAACAGAAGUAACAAUAAAACCUCUUAUUUGAAA
Molecule: messenger RNA, 2799 nt
Organism: Eublepharis macularius
Lineage: Eukaryota; Metazoa; Chordata; Lepidosauria; Squamata; Eublepharidae
Gene: LRRC75A
Product: leucine rich repeat containing 75A
Exons: 4
Coding region: 355-1491 (378 amino acids)
Source: RefSeq, a predicted model, not a curated record